UCCCAGCAUGCCCCGAGAAAAAGCAGAGGAGAAAGCAGCAUGGCAGCACAGCCCUGAGCAACAUCAGCCAUGCGGGUGACACAUGGCAUCGUGAGGGUCAAAAUCACCAAGCUGGGGCCGUGCCGUUAUGUCCCCGCCCAACGCCAGCAAAGAGGGACUUUGCCAUCAGCCUCACAUGCCAGGAACAGCAGGAUCAGAUGGAAGAUCGAAGACAAGCCAGUCAAAGUGGACAAAUGGGACGGGUCUGCCGUGAAGAAUUCCUUGGACGACUCUGCCAAAAAGGUUCUCUUGGAAAAGUACAAGUACGUGGAGAACUUCUGCCUCAUAGAUGGCCGCCUCAUCAUUUGCACGAUCUCCUGCCUUUUUGCCAUUGUGGCUUUAAUCUGGGAUUAUCUUCAUCCCUUCCCCGAGUCCAAGCCAGUCCUUGCCGUGUGUGUCGUGUCGUAUUUUGUUAUGAUGGGGAUUCUGACCAUCUAUACCUCAUACAAGGAGAAAAGCAUCUUCUUGGUAGCACACAGAAAAGAUCCCGCAGGAAUGGAUCCCGACGACAUCUGGCAGCUAUCGUCAAGUUUGAAAAGGUUCGAUGACAAGUACACCCUGAAAAUGACGUUCAUCAGUGGCAGGACCAAACAGCAGCGGGAGGCGGAGUUCACGAAAUCCGUCGCAAAAUUCUUUGACGGCAAUGGUACCUUAGUAAUGGAAGCCUUUGAGCCAGAAGUCUCCAAGCUGCAUGAUAGCCUGCUCUCAGAACGGAAGAUGAAGUAAUGCACCACCCCGCCCGGUGUCCACCGUCCCGCUGGGCUCGUGCUGAGUUUAAGCCAAUAAAGCAAAAUAGCAACAGAUGCGAGCCUUAGUUUUUGUCCAGAGGUCCCCUCUCUCCUUCCCUUCUUUUCCUCUCUCUCUGUCCCUCUCCAGAGAAGAACGGUUUUAAAAUUUAUGACCUGCAAAUUCCAGGUUAACCUUGGCUUUGUCUUGCUCUGGGGGUUAACAUCUUACCUGCUUUGACAAGGUGCUUUGCAACCACAGUUUUGAAGCAGGAGAAGGGGCUGCUGAAUCUUUUAGAACAGGCUCCCCCCCCCAAGUGUGGUACCACCCAGAUGUGUGGGAUGAGAAUGCCAAUCAUGGCAGUGUUGCCUGGGGAUGAGUUGUGGUUUAACACAUCUGGAGGACCCUAAGUCAGAGGCAACCGCUGUGUAAGUUUCUUCUCUUCCUUUUUAAAGCUAGCAGUCCUUUAUAAGGCAGCCCUACCCUUGGGCAGAGUUCACCGCAAAGGCCAUGCUGAUUUAAAUAAAUAUAUAGAGAUCUAUAUAUGAAAUAUAUAUUUUGUCCCAUCUUCUGGAAGGGAUUGAUUCCUUAAUUUCUUAUGUUGGCAAUUCAGGGCGCUGUAUCCAUUAUUAAACAAAUGUUGUCCAUUUUGAAGCAAGUUUUCUUUAUUUUUUAUAUUUAUCAAAGACAGGAAAGGGACAUGCUUAAAAAAAAGCUUUUUAUUGGCUGGGGGAGAGACCUCGGCGUUGGGUGGGGAAGGUGGAACUAUCCAGACUUGGAAGCGAGAUGGGUUGGCUGGGGGUAUUUCGAGAAAACUGCAGAGUUUGAACAAAGAAAUGGCAAGGAGUUUUAAAAUGUACUUCCAUGUGGGGAAGGUAGCUUUUUGGGGGGCAGGGUCCAUCUGGUGCACUUAUUCAUGCUGAAGAACCUUUUUUCCCCCCUUAUAUAAACUGCCGUUUUCUAAAAUGUCUUUUUUCCAAUAAAAGGAACAAACUUAAGUUUAAA
This is a messenger RNA of Pogona vitticeps (central bearded dragon), 1770 nucleotides long. The record is from RefSeq and is a predicted model, not a curated record. Lineage: Eukaryota; Metazoa; Chordata; Lepidosauria; Squamata; Agamidae.